GUCCCACUGUGUAUUUCAGACUGGCCUUGAACUCUCAGUGGCCUUCUGCCUCAGCCUCCAGAACACUAGAAUUGUAGGCACAUGCUGACAUGCCUGGUGGCCUUCUCACUGUUAAACCACCUCUUGGUUGCAUGGUGGGGCACUAAAGGAUAACGCAUUGUUCUACAACCCCAGCUUUCCCUCGAUGACGAGCACGCACCCCUUUUCCUGCUGGAAGACUGUGUGUGGAAACUGUGGCCAUGGCGUCGACACCGGACCCCGUGACCUUCCGAGAGUUCUGCCCCCUGUACCAUCUCCUCAAUGCCAUCCCUGCCAAGGUGCAGAAGGGUUUCCGCUCCCUGGUGGUCUACCUCACGGCGCUCGACGCCAACGGGGACUACAUCGCCGUGGGCAGCAGCAUUGGCAUGCUCUACCUGUACUGCCGCCGCUUCAGCCACAUGCGGAAGUACAACUUUGAGGGGAAGACAGAGUCCAUUACCGUGGUGAAGCUGCUGAGCUGCUUCGAUGACCUGGUGGCAGCUGGCACGGCCUCUGGGAGGGUUGCAGUUUUCCAGCUCGUGUCCUCACUGCCAGGAAGGAACAAGCAGCUUCGGAGAUUUGACAUCACUGGAGUGCACAGAAAUAGCAUCACCGCGCUGGCCUGGAGCCCCAAUGGGAUGAAACUGUUCUCAGGAGACGACAGAGGGAAAAUCGUGUACUCCUUUCUGGAUCUGGACCAGGGGCUCUGCAGCUCACUGCUGGUGCUGGAGGAGCCGGCGUCUAUCGUGCAGCUGGAUUACAGCCAGAAGGUGCUUCUUGUGUCCACCCUGCAGAGGAGUCUGCUCUUCUACACUGAGGAGAAGUCUGUGCAGCAGAUCGGGACGCAAGCGAGGAAGAGUACUGGAAAAUUUGGUGCUUGUUUUAUACCAGGACUGUGCAAACAGAGCGACCUUACUGUGUAUGCGGCCCGGCCUGGGCUGCGACUGUGGAAGGCUGACGCGCAGGGCACAGUGCAGGCCACCUUCAUCCUGAAGGAUGUCUUUGCUGGUGGGGUCACGCCCUUCGAGCUGUACCCACGUGUGGAGCCCGCAGACAAGGGAGGCUGCAGCUCCCCCGAGAAGCACCUGGGGCUAGUGUCCUGCUUCUUCCGGGAAGGCUGGGUGCUGAGCUGGAACGAGUAUAGCAUCUACCUUCUGGACACUGUGAGCCAGGCCACCAUUGCUGGUUUAGAAGGAUCGGGUGAUAUUGUGUCAGUUUCCUGCACAGAAAAUGAAAUCUUUUUCUUGAAGGGAGACAGGAACAUCAUCAGAAUUUCGAGCAGGCCUGAAGGACUAGCACCUGUAGCAAGAGAUGGUCUGGAGGUGGUGCGGUGUCCCGAGCAAGUACACGCUCAGGGUCUGGAGAAGCCCCUGGGGACAGCCACCUUGGAGAUGAGGCUCAGAGGCUCCUCCCUGGCCAGCUCAGCCACCAGUGAGCCCCGCAGCAGGAGCAGCUCGCUCACCUCUACCGACAGCGGCUCCAGCCUGCUCCCGUCCGCUCCCCUGGCUGCCCCAGAGUCCGGUAAGGGCAGCCAGCCCACCUCACAGAGAUUCAGCACCAUCAGUUCGGAGGACUUCGAGCAGGAGCUGGUUGUGAAGCCCAUCAGGGUGAAGAGGAGGAAGAAGAAGAAGAGGACAGAAGGAGGUGGCAGUGACGCCUGUCCUAGCUCCCUGGAACCAACUCCCUGCUCCGAGCUCCCUGGUGGUAGCCCGCAGUCCCUGAGCAUAGACCAGCUGUCCGUGGUGUCAAGCACACUGGGCAGCAGCAGUGUGGACCAGCUGAGCACUGAGUCACCUGACCAGGAAAGCAGCCUUGGGGGCAGCGGGGUGAACGGUGUCUUGCUGGAAAAUAAUGAUCCUGAAACAUUUAGUGUCCUGGAGGUGCCUGAAUCUGUCCCUGAUGUACUAGAUGAAGAAGAUGAUGUUGCCACUGAACUUCCACAGUGUCAUCGUGCGUGUGAGCCGGAGCUGCUCCCUAGGGUGUUGACAUUACCCUUGCUCCUGAGGGACAGUGUAGAAGACGGCCAUGACCAAGGACGCGAAGAAUAUCCUGGUCCUGGGAAUGUUGACCUCAGCCACAGACGGGUGCCCUGCCCAGGCCAGGCCAGCUCUGCCCAGACCCCCAAAGGGAACACAGAGGCUGAGAGCCCCCAGAGCCCUUCUCCAGAACCCCCGCUCCUGGACUUGCUCAUGGCGACUCCCAACUCCAGCUGUGCCCCGAGGGCAGCAUCAUGGCUGCCGAGCAUCGGAGCCAAAGAGGGAGGUGCCCAGCAGGCCAGCAAAGAGCAGGACGGCCCUGGCCACAUCAGCACAGACCCCUGGCCUGCUGUCUCUAAUGAUGACACAGGGGACAAGGACACACCCAUGUCCAAAGGUGACGGCAGCGGGGGGACACUGGUGGCUCCUCUGAUGACCACCUCGGCGGCUGGUAUCCAGGAGCCUUGGAUCGAGCCACCUUCCCAGGAGCUGGCCCUGACGUCUAGUGAUGAGGAGGACAUCUAUGCCCACGGGCUGCCGUCCUCAUCCUCAGAGACGAGUGUGAUGGAGCUCAGAGCCGGCUGCUCCCUGCAGGACCUGAGCCAGCCUGGGACAGACGACCCCACCCUGCUCAAGUCGGAUCAGUUUGCAGAGAGCUGGAUGGGCUAUUCUGGCCCUGGCUACGGCAUCCUCAGCUUGGCAGUCUCCGAGAAGUACGUCUGGUGCCUGGACUACAAGGGUAGUCUGUUCUGCAGCGCAUUGCCGGGAGCCGGGCUACGCUGGCAGAAGUUCGAAGAUGCUGUCCAGCAGGUGGCGGUGUCGCCCUCAGGAGCCCUGCUCUGGAAGAUUGAGCAGAAGUCCAACCGUGCUUUCGCAUGUGGGAAGGUGACCAUCAAGGGCAAGCGGCACUGGUAUGAAGCACUGCCCCAGGCUGUGUUUGUGGCCCUGAGCGAUGACACAGCCUGGAUCAUCAGGACCAACAGUGACCUAUACCUGCAGACAGGCCUCAGCGUGGACCGCCCCUGUGCCCGUGCCGUGAAGGUGGACUGUCCCUACCCGCUAUCCCAGAUUGCCGCCCGGAACUGCGUGGUAUGGGCGCUGACAGAGCAGAGGGCCUUGCUGUACCGUGAGGGCGUGAGCAGCUUCUGCCCCGAGGGGGAGCAGUGGAAGUGUGACAUCAUCAGUGAAAAGCAAGCACUGGAGCCCAUCUGCAUCACUCUCGGUGACCAGCACACCCUCUGGGCGCUGGACAUCUGUGGGAAGCUGUGGUUCAGGACUGGCGUGGUGCCCAAGAAGCCUCAAGGAGAUGAUGAUCACUGGUGGCAGGUGAGCAUCACAGAUUACGUGGUGUUUGACCAGUGCAGCUUAUUCCAGACCAUCAUCCAUGCCACACACUCGGUGGCCACAGUGGCCCAAGCACCCGUGGAGAAGGUGGCGGACAAACUGCGCAUGGCGUUCUGGUCCCAGCAGCUUCAGUGCCAGCCCAGCCUGCUGGGGGUCAACAGCAGCGGUGUCUGGAUCUCCUCGGGCAAGAACGAGUUUCAUGUCGCCAAGGGAAGUCUCAUAGGCACUUACUGGAAUAAUGUUGUUCCCCGCGGGACAGCAUCCGCAACAAAAUGGGCCUUCGUGCUGGCUUCUGCAGCUCCUACCAAGGAAGGGAGCUCCCUGUGGCUGUGCCAGAGCAGCAAGGACCUGUGCAGCAUCAGCACCCAGAGUGUGCAGUGCCGGCCGUCCACGGUGCAGCUGCCACCUGACUCCGAGAUAUGUGCUUACGCUGCCUGCCUGGAUGCACUGUGGGCCCUGGACGGUCUUGGGCAGGUGUUCAUCCGCACGCUAUCCAAGAGCUGCCCCACUGGCCUGCACUGGACAAAGCUGGACCUCUCACAGCUAGGAGCCAUAAAGCUGACCAGCUUGGCGUGUGGAAACCAGCACAUCUGGGCCUGUGAUUCCAGGGGCGGAGUUUACUUCCGGGUCGGCACCCAGCCUCUGAAUCCCAGCCUAAUGCUCCCGGCCUGGAUUUCCAUUGAGCCGCCUACCCAGCCUGCUGGGGUCACCCUGGUCAGCGUCUAUGCCAGUCCCAAUGACCAGAUGCUGUGGGCGCUGGACAGCAGGUGGAACGUGCAUGUCCGCUCCGGAAUCACCGAGGAGAUGCCCGUGGGCACUGACUGGGAGCAUGUGCCAGGGUUGCAGGCCUGCCAGCUGGCGCUGAGCACCAGGACCGUGUGGGCCCGCUGUCCCAAUGGUGACCUUGCCCGGCGCUAUGGCAUCACAGACAAGAACCCUGCUGGCGACUACUGGAAGAAAACGCCCGGAAACGCGUUGUGUGUCACAGUGACCUCAUCAGACGAGCUGUGGGCAGUGGGCCCCCCCGGCUGCCUCCUCCAGCGGCUCACGAGGACAUUCAGCCAUGCACACAGCACCCCGAGGUGCAACCAGGUGGCCGACCCGCACACUGAGGACCUGGAGGAUGAGUGGGAGGUCAUCUGAGGCCCCAGAUCUGUGAAAGCUGGCCUCGUGACACAUGUCCACAUCCAGCCACCCCAGCACCCACACUUGUUAUCCAUCUUGUUCCUGUCUUGUUCAAGAACCUAUGGCCUUGGCUGAGUGCUCAGAGUUGUCACCGCCACGGCAGCACCUAUGGCCUCUUGUAAGUGGCCUCCAGGUGGGUACGACCACUGUGUGGCUCCUCCCCUGAAGCCAGGCUCUGGUCACACCUGGGGCCUGUGUGCAGGACACGAAGGAGCCCCAGGCAGGAGCCGGGACUGUGGACACUGUGACAGCAGCUCCAGGUGACAGGCAGUCACUGCUCCCAGCAUCACAGCCACAGGUCCCUGUCCCUCUGAGACGCAGCACCUCGGCCCUCUCCACAAUGGGCCAGGCUGGACCAGGUCUCCUGUGGCACUGGGCUGUGUGCAAGGAGACCACAGUGCUACAUACCUGUCACCUGCUGCCCCACCACCAGGACUACGGGUGCCAGAGACAGGAACUGCACACCAGGGCCGGGCUGGGUGACGUUGGACUGGUGCCACUGUGGCCGCCAUAAAGCCAGACACCUGCUCCAGGCGGGACUGCUGACUAUGGCCUCGUGUUUGCUGUAUUACAAACCCAUGUGAGAUACCUCAUCCCAAAUCAGAUCUUACCUUAGCAGAGAAACACCUGAGAGCAGCGAGGCCCCAACCUUCCCCAUGCUGUCCAGCACCACCUGGCACCCUCAGGGCAUUGAAGCCAGGGCCUGCUGGCCGUGGCCUGGCCUCAUCACUGGGACCUGGGUUCUCGGGGUUGGUGGACAUGCUGCCCUCUGGCACCCGAGCUCCAGCCAGGGCCCAGCGAGUCCUGGCAGCUACGGCUGCUGUUUUUAGCCACCUCUGCCUGGUGACACUCGAUGCCUGCUUCUGCUGAGCAAGGCGUCGGGAGCCCAGGCUGCAGGUGGUGGCAGUGACACAGUGUGACAGCCACCAGCCAUGUGGGGGAGGGCGAGAGGCGACCAGGCUGUUCCACUCCUUCACAGAGCCUGCCUGGGAGUCCAGUCAGCGCUGUGCCAUCCUGGGCCCGGGACAUAACUGCAGUUGAGCCAGGUCCAGUGGAUUCUCUCAACUCCUUUUACCUUCAGUGUGCGUGCGGUUUUCUUCAGUUAUGCUUUGAGAUUGUGCAAUAAACUUGACUUUUAACAGACCUGGGCAAGUCUAGGAGGAAGCUCCUCUCAGGUGCCCCCAAGGGCCCGGCUGGAGACCUGACCAGUGGUAAAAUGUGUGUCCCAUUUGCCCAGCUGCAGCCACCCCAGGAUGAGGUGCACCCUCGGCGAGCACAGGUUGUCUUCCCACAGCCCAGGGCAGCGCUGCAGGAGCAGCAGGCAAAACCUUACCGAAGUGCAUUAUGGGAAUUAACGCCUGAACCGUUGAGGUCAGACCUCAUGGAGAAGGUGAGGCUGCCAGGACUGGGCAUGGUGGUGCACUCCUGCAAUCCCAGUGCUCUGGGAGGCUGAGGCAGGAAGAUCACAAAUCUUACCCCAGCUUGGGCAAAGUAAUAUCAAAUG
Molecule: messenger RNA, 6027 nt
Organism: Fukomys damarensis (Damara mole-rat)
Lineage: Eukaryota; Metazoa; Chordata; Mammalia; Rodentia; Bathyergidae
Gene: Tecpr2
Product: tectonin beta-propeller repeat containing 2
Exons: 19
Coding region: 240-4481 (1413 amino acids)
Molecular function (GO): protein binding
Source: RefSeq, a predicted model, not a curated record